CAAUAGUUUAAUAAGGAUAUCGAACCAAUGAUUGGAAGGAAUCCAUUUGUAUUAGCAGGACAAGAGUGGAAGGAAAAACGCAGUCAAAUUACCCCAGCAUUUUCGAACAAUAGACUCCGUGCCUGCUUCCCACUUGUCGAAGAAGUUCUAACUCGAUUUACAAAAUAUAUUAAGAAUGAACAUGAAAAAGACAAAAAAGCUCCAUUAGAACUUCGUGAAAUUUGUGCAAGAUAUACAACUGAUGUUGUUUCUAGCUGUGUUUUUAAUGCUGAUGCUCAGUCAUUCACUAAAGAAAAUUCAGAAAUUCGAGCUAUGGGGAAGAAAUUCGUUGAGGCUUUGUCAUCUUUUGGAUUAGUUCAAUUUCUUUUGACGUCACUGUUUCCUGGAAUCCAAAAGCUUCUGAAGAUGAGAAUUAUGGAUAAAAAAUCUGAAGACUUCUUCAUUAAUUUGAUGCUACAAGCUGUGAAGCUUCGUGAAAGUAGCAAAAUUCAACGUGAUGACUAUCUUUCAUUUUUGAUUGAACUGAGGAAGAAGAAGUCAAUUUCGGAUAUUGAAAUGGCUGCUCAUGGAGUCACAUUUUUCAGUGAUGGUUUUGAGACAAGCUCAAUAGGAAUUUCACAUAUUUUGUAUGAGCUGGCAGGCAGCAAAAAUUCACAACAAAAAUUACGUAAAGAAAUCAACGAAAUGAUAAUCGAUGAAAAUGGAAAAAUCGUGUACGAAAAUAUGCUUGAAAAUGAGUAUUUAAAUCAAGUCUUUUAUGAGGCAUUGCGACUUCAUCAACCUCUUGGGAUUUACAAUCGGGAGUGUACAGAAGCUAUCAAUUUAGAUUGUGGAAAUGGAAAGGUUUUCAAAAUUGAGAAAGGAAUGGGAAUUAACAUUCCAAUUCACUGUUUUCAUCGUGAUCCAGAAAAUUACACAAAUCCGAAUGAAUUCAUCCCUGAGCGUUUUGAUCCUGAGAAUGGUGGAAUAAAGGCAUUUCAAGACCGUGGUGUUCUUGCGCCUUUCGGUGAUGGUCAAAGAAUCUGUCUGGGAAAACGUUUCGCACAAAUUCAAGUAAAAGCAGCAAUUGUUGAUAUUAUUAGGAACUUUGAAUUGAGUAUCAAUGAGAAGACACAACGUCCUUUGACGAUCGAACCAAAUCAUUUGUUGAAUGUAAAAGUUGGCGGAUUGUGGAUUAAUGUAAAGCCACUCAAGUGAUCGGUUGAAUAAAGACAUGACUUGUUAUGAAGUUUCAUGUGUUUAAAUAAAUAUUUCUGCAUGUACAUGGCAUAAAAUGGAUUAAUCGUGAUUAAAAUUGUAAAGAUAGAACGUAUUUUAUCUUAUCAAUCGAACUUUUUACGUCAUAUUCAGGCAGUGUUUGUCAAAUUUUAUUCACGACAACCUUAGUGAAGUGUUCGAUGGGAAUCGAACCCAUGACCUCAAAAGAUGCUAUCUUUAACCACUCGAUCAGAGAUCCCUGCCACUCAGCCACCGAGGUACUUUUCUCACUUCAGGUAUCCGUCAUACACAUAUAACCAGUUUCAACGCGAGUCCUAUGCUCAGGCCUAUCUACUACAGAUAUGCUCUUCAAGUCAUAUUCACAUUUAGUUGUUUUAUUUCCAUACCAAAAAGUGCCAAUAGUUUUACAGACCUUGAAAAUAACAGA
Messenger RNA from Chironomus riparius, 1645 nucleotides. The record is from the annotation of a GenBank genome assembly. Lineage: Eukaryota; Metazoa; Arthropoda; Insecta; Diptera; Chironomidae.